Messenger RNA from Perkinsus marinus ATCC 50983, 1094 nucleotides. Its product is annotated as ribosomal P protein, putative. The record is from RefSeq and is a predicted model, not a curated record. Lineage: Eukaryota; Perkinsozoa; Perkinsida; Perkinsidae. The coding region runs from base 48 to 1004 and encodes 318 amino acids. Gene Ontology annotation, biological process: cytoplasmic translation; ribosomal large subunit assembly; ribosome biogenesis. The transcript is spliced from 2 exons. Gene Ontology annotation, cellular component: cytosolic large ribosomal subunit. Gene Ontology annotation, molecular function: structural constituent of ribosome; large ribosomal subunit rRNA binding.
GUGGUUAAACUGAUUGGAGAGCCGUUAGCUCACAGUCCCCACACAUCAUGGCACCUCGCGAUCCCAAGAAGCUUGCUAAGAAGACCGCCUACCUCGACAGAGUGAAGGACCUCCUCGACACUUGCGAGAAGAUUCUCAUUGCCUCCGUUGAUCAUGUCGGAUCCAACCAGUUGCAGCAGAUCCGUAUUGGUCUCCGUGGCAAGGCCAUCAUCGUCAUGGGUAAGAACACUAUGCUCCGUACCGCCCUUAGGCAGUACGAGGAGGAGCACGACGCUGAUCUCGGCCAUCUCUUGAAUGUCAUCAAGGGUAACAUCGGUCUUAUCUUCUGCAUGGCUCCCAUCGACGAGAUUCGUGAGAUCAUCUCCCAGCACAAGGUUCCCGCUAUGGCUAAGGCUGGUAUGGUUGCUCAGUGCAAUGUCGAUAUCCCCGCUGGUCCCACCUCUUUGGACCCCUCUCAGACCAACUUCUUCCAGGCUUUGAACAUCGCCACUAAGAUUGUCAAGGGUUCCAUUGAGAUCUCCAACGAUGUCGCUCUUGUCACUAAGGGUUCGAAGGUUACCGCCUCCCAGCAGGCCCUUCUCAUGAAGUUGAACAUCCGUCCCUUCGAGUACGGUGUCGAACUUGAGUCCAUCUACGACAACGGUGAGGUCUAUGAUGCCGCUGCCCUGGAUAUCAGCGAUGAUGAUCUUGUUGAGAAGUUCAUGCACGGUGUUACCUAUUUCGCCGCCUUCUCUCGUGAAGCCGGCAUCCCCAACGAGGCCACCUUGCCUUAUGCUAUCAACAACGCCUUCAGGAACAUCGCCGCCUUGUGCUCCGACAUCGACUUCACUUUCCCUGAGAUUGAGGAGCUUAAGGAAUUCCUCAAGGAUCCUUCCAAAUUCGCUUCCGCCGCCCCCGCCGCUGGCGCUGCUGCUGCUGGCGAGGCCAAGGCUGAGGCCGCUGCUGCUCCCGCUGAGGAGGAGGAAGAGGAGGAUGAGGAGAUGGAUUUCGAUCUCUUCGAUUAAGGUGUACUCUGCUGAUGACCUGUUGAUACUCACUUGCCGAAUCGGUUUCGUGUGGCUGCCAAGGGGUUGCUUUAUGCGCCUUGAAAGAGG